GAUAAUUCCGGAAAAUUCAAAUAAAUUCAUCGGCGUUUCUUCCCGUCCCGUCGCUCGUGACCUGAUAGUUCUUAACCGUGUAACGAUGGCCUCAUUCAUUGCAAAGCAUUUAGGACGAAUCGCAGCUCGUGAAUUUCGUGUUUUGAACCCUUCCCAUCGAGGAUAUCCACCUCCGAGUUUGCGCUGAUCACUGAGGACAUUGAUCUUAGGUGGUGAAGUUAACAUUUGAGAAGCCAAAUGCCUACCUAUGGGGUGCAGAGCCACUUGUUUUGCCACUAAUAUAUUUUGUUUGAAGGUUGAAUUUCACUAUUAUGCAACCUUCUGAUAGUGAAGGAUAAAGUUUCUCUGGUAGAUCAUUUGAUUCAGAUGACCUUAAGUCCUUCUAUGGCUACAAAUCUCUUUCUUUCACCCCACUUCAUAUGAGAGAAAUAGCCAUGGGUCGCAAGAAGCUCCCGAUGAAGAAAAUUGAUGAUCAUUCGGGUCGUGUGAUACGGUACUCAAAGCGUAGAGAUGGGAUGGUCAAGAAGGCCUCUGAAUUGUCAAUCUUAUGUGAUGCAGAUAUUGGCCUGUUGAUGUUUUCUCCUACUGGUAGAUUAACCAGUUUUGCUAGCAAUGGAAGGAUUGAGGAUCUCUUUCUUCGUUACAUUGGGUGUCCUACUGAUUUACGAGGAGGAUGUGUUGAAAAUGAAGAGUAUUUGAUCCAGAGGCUCAUGCAUUUGAACUGUGAAGACAAAAUUCUGGACAAGAUAUCGAAGAUGAAGGAUCUUGAAGAAGAGCUACAAGAGCUAAACCAGCAAAAACUCAAGGCACAAGAAAAGAUGAGGUCUUAUAAUCUGGAUGCAGAUAGCAUCACCUCAUUUCAUGAUGUCCAGGCACUCAAGCAAACCCUUGUUAAGGCUAUUCAACGUGUAGAACAACUAAAAGAAAAAUUGCUCAAUGCUGCCGAAGCUCCACAAGAGCAUGAGACUAUUAAGGUACUGCACAACAAUGUCAAAUAUGCAGAUAUAGGUGUUGCAAAUGCUAGCAGUUUGAGGAAUUCAUCGAGAGUUGAAGUUCGGAAUGAAGAUGCAUCCCCGCUGAUUGGUCCUCACUUAAGCAUUGACUUCUUAAAAGAACAAAAGCACUGGAACCUCCAAAGUUGGGGCUACACAUCAAUGACUUAACAUCUAAAAGCCCAAGUGCUCCUGCGGGACUUUUAUGCUGAAGAUACCUGUAGAAAGAAAAGACUGAAGGAAGGCCUGUGACUUCUUUAGUAAUUUGCUAUGAAAAACCGAAUAUGUUGUUAUAUGGAAAUUGCUACUGCCUACCUGAGUUUAUGUAAACCUUGCCUUUGUCAUAUAUUGUGAAGAAUUUUAGUUUUUUCA
Molecule: messenger RNA, 1364 nt
Organism: Tripterygium wilfordii
Lineage: Eukaryota; Viridiplantae; Streptophyta; Magnoliopsida; Celastrales; Celastraceae
Product: agamous-like MADS-box protein AGL66
Exons: 13
Coding region: 420-1163 (247 amino acids)
Biological process (GO): regulation of transcription by RNA polymerase II
Molecular function (GO): protein dimerization activity; RNA polymerase II cis-regulatory region sequence-specific DNA binding; DNA-binding transcription factor activity, RNA polymerase II-specific
Source: RefSeq, a predicted model, not a curated record